Messenger RNA from Bombus pascuorum, 5156 nucleotides. RefSeq lists its product as uncharacterized. Lineage: Eukaryota; Metazoa; Arthropoda; Insecta; Hymenoptera; Apidae. Gene Ontology annotation, biological process: response to oxidative stress. Gene Ontology annotation, molecular function: peroxidase activity; heme binding. The coding region runs from base 1 to 4326 and encodes 1441 amino acids. The transcript has 6 exons. The record is from RefSeq and is a predicted model, not a curated record.
AUGAUCUUUGCUGUUACAAUUUUGAGGAGAAUUGUCGAAGACAAUCGUGAGAUUUCUCUCACGCCGCAGCAAAAAUUGGUUGUUGUUGUUGUUGAUCGCGAUGAUGUUCCACAGUUACAUCAUAAAAUCAACUCGCGAAUAAAAUCUCAUUACGUUUAUGGAGUUGAUCAUGAUUUGCAAGCAAGAGCACGCGCAGGAAUCGAGGCAGAAAGAUUCACUUACCAAACGAAUUCUAGGUACCAAAAUAGGCCAGAAUCGAACGAUGCUCCCUGCAGAAUCAUACCGGAUAGACCUUGUCCGCCAAGCAAGUAUAGGACACCUUCUGGUGCCUGUAAUAAUAUACGACAUCCUGUUUGGGGUGCUCGUGGUGCACCCUUCUUGAAAUUACUGCCACCAGUAUAUGCCGAUGGUAUCGCUAGUCCGCGGCAGUCAGUCGGAAACCACGUGUUCCCAAAUCCUACUACAGCAGUAUCAAUGCUGAUUAGCCAUCUGCGCCUCACCUCAGAAGCUCACGAGGGUUUAACGAGUUUGUCUGGUGUAUGGUCAGAACUAAUACUCCAAGACAUCGCAUCUACAGUACACCCAUCGAACAAGCAAAAUAUUUGUUGCUCUGGGACGGCAAGACACCCGGAAUGUUACGAAAUCCGCGACGAACAAGGCAAAUGCAUAGAAUAUUGGCGCUCUGUACCAAGUCUGACCGUGCACAAAUGUAACUUCGAUACCAGAGAACAGAUGAAUGGAGCAUCGGCGUACUUAGAUGGCUCCCACAUUUAUGGACCAACAGACGAACAAUUACAUCGGCUGAGAACGUACAGUGAAGGGAAAGUGGACGUUUCUAACUGCGAAAUGUGUAAUAAUACAGAAGAUAAGGCUUUAGGAAUGAUAUACGCUGCUCUUUUGAACGAACAUAAUCGAAUAUCAAAUGAAUUGGCCAGGGCCAAUGAGCAUUGGGACGACACGAAAUUAUUCCUGGAAGCUCGUCGAGUGGUCGUCGCACAGAUUCAACAUGUUACUUUGAACGAAUACAUGCCGAGCAUUCUCGGAGAAGGCGCUCGAACGGAUCCAGAAUUGAUGCCUGUUACGAGCGGAUUCUACAAUGGUUACUCGUCUUCGAACGUGGGAGGCACAUAUGAUGCGGUCGCGUUGGCGGCUCUCCGUGCUCUGACAUCGCUACGUAAACCCGCUAUGGACGAUUCCACGUGCUUGGAAGACCACGUGAUCACGUCAGCCAAUCGCGUGAGUCUGGAUUUGAGUCAGUCCGCUUUCGAAUCACGCGUUGAUGUAAACGCACGCUUCGUACACGUGGGUCGCGAUCAUGGCAUUCCUGGAUAUGUCAAGUUUGUGGAGGAUUGUUCUGGACACAAUGCCACGCUCCAAAAUUUCAUGGAUUUGGAACAUUUUAUGCACCCCACGCACGUGAGGCUAUUGGAAUCCAUGUAUUCACAGGUAGAAGACAUCGACCUUCUUCUUGGUGGAAUUUUAGAAAUUCCCAGAAGGGGUGCAACAGUCGGCCCAACGUUCGAAUGCCUUUUAAAGAGACAAUUCAUCAAAACUAGGAACUCUGAUCGAUUCUGGUAUGAGAACGACAUCCCGCCUUCCGGAUUGACUGCAGCCCAAUUGGCCGAAAUUAGAAAAGUUUCUUUAGCAGGUAUUCUCUGCGGCAACACGAAAAUCGAGAGAAUCCAGCCAAAAGCAUUUAUUCAGCAAGAUCCAUAUUUAAAUGCUAGAAUUAAUUGCGAUCAACACAGUGUACUUGAUAUAGCUCCAUGGAGAGAAGAACCUCUUCCAGAGCCUACCAAAGAAGUGGUAACUGGCAGCAGAUCUGUGAUUCCAGAAUUUAUUCCAGAACUCAGUCCUAGUUUGAUAGCUGCAGCUGUGAAGAAAGCUGAGGCUGAUCUGAUCCGAAGGAAACAACUGGAAUACAAUUCCUGGUUACAACAGAGAAUAGCAGAUCCUAAAUCUCCAGCUGGGACGGCUGCCAGUUUCUCGAAAGCCAACAGAGAUGCUCUUUUAUUAGCCAACUCUUCGAUUAUGUACGAGUUAGCUACUAAUGAAAUUCUGAAUAGUAUUCAUAGCUUGAGACGUAGGAAACGACAGAUCUUCGAUACCACAGACAACAUCCUUGGUUUCCCUACUAAUGACUUCUCUGAUUUACUACAGAAUGUUGAUAUCUCUGGAUUCUUAUCUCAAAAAAAGCCUACUAAUCACGACGAGAUCGAAUGUCCCGUAGAUGACAGUCCUUGCGAUCCAACUAGUCCAUAUAGAACAUUAUCAGGUCACUGCAAUAAUUUACGUAAUCCUAAUCUUGGAAAAUCGUUGACAACAUUCGCAAGAUUACUUCCUCCGGUCUACGAAGAUGGAGUGUCAAAGCCGAGAAGCACAUCUGUUACUGGAGUACCUUUACCAAACCCCAGAGUUAUCUCUACGGUGAUCCACCCUGAUAUAUCCAAUCUUCAUAAUCGAUAUACAUUAAUGGUCAUGCAGUAUGCCCAAUUUUUGGACCAUGAUCUCACAAUGACGCCGAUUCACAAGGGUUUCGCUGAGUCUAUACCAAGCUGUCGUUCGUGUGAUUCUCCUCGUACGGUUCAUCCUGAAUGCAAUCCCUUCCCAGUGCCUCCUGGUGAUCAUUAUUAUCCCACCGUGAACGUAACUUCCGGUGCGCGAAUGUGUUUCCCGUUUAUGAGGUCUCUACCUGGUCAACAGCACCUGGGACCUCGAGAACAGAUCAAUCAGAACACCGGUUUCUUAGAUGCAUCCGUGAUCUACGGUGAAAAUACUUGCAUUUGUAAUGUUCUGAGAGGUUUUAACGGCCGCAUGAACAUCACUCAGAGCCCACAUAGAGGAAAUAAGGACCUUUUGCCACAAUCUCCCACGCACCCAGAAUGCAAAGCUAAAUCGGGCUACUGUUUCAUUGGUGGUGAUGGUAGGGCAUCUGAACAACCUGGAUUGACUGUUAUGCAUACGAUGUGGAUACGAGAGCAUAACAGAAUCGUGGAAGGACUAAGACAGGUGAAUCCUCAUUGGGAUGGUGAAAAACUCUUCCAGCAUUCUCGUCGUAUAAUCAGCGCCAUGUUGCAACAUAUUACGUAUAACGAGUUUCUUCCGCGAAUUCUCGGUUGGAAUGCAGUCACUCUAUAUGGAUUAAAGCUUCUACCUCAAGGCUAUUACAAAGAAUAUUCACCUACAUGCAAUCCUAGCGUGCUUAAUGAAUUCGCCUCUGCUGCUUAUAGAAUUGGUCACUCGCUCUUGAGGCCUCAUUUACCUAGGAUGGAUCGUAAUUAUCAAAAUGUAGAACCUUCUAUUUUAUUGAGAGAUGGGUUCUUUGAUCCAGAUAUGCUGUAUCAAAACGGUAUGAUGGAUGAAAUGACACGCGGAUUAGUGGCCACUCCUAUGGAGACCUUGGAUCAAUUUAUAACCGGAGAAGUAACCAAUCAUUUAUUUGAAAUUCGUGGAAUUCCGUAUUCUGGAAUCGAUCUUGUUGCGCUCAAUAUUCAGCGUGCCAGGGAUCAUGGUAUACCGUCGUACAAUAACUAUAGAGCUCUGUGUAAUCUGAAGAGAGCUACCACUUUCGAAGAUUUGUCGAGGGAAAUGGCACCAGAGGUUAUAGCUCGGAUGAAACGAAUCUACACAUCAGUAGAUGACAUCGAUUUGUUCCCUGGCGGAAUGAGCGAAAGACCUCUUCAAGGUGGACUCGUAGGACCUACGUUCGCGUGCAUAAUCGCGAUACAGUUUAGGCAGUCGAGAAAGUGCGAUCGAUUUUGGUACGAAACCGACGACCCCAACAUUCGAUUCACUGAGCAUCAACUUGCAGCAAUUCGGAAAUCUACGUUGUCUAAAGUUUUGUGCGAAAACAUGGACGAGCAUAACGAGAUGCAACGAGCGGCAUUUGAUUUGCCAAGCAAUUUCCUAAAUCCACGAGUUCCUUGCGGUUCUAUGCCACAUAUAGACUUGUCCGCUUGGAGAGAAACGAGGCACGGUUGUCAAAUCGGAGGAAGAAACGUAGCUCUUGGAGAGUCUGGCUUCCCUACACCUUGUACUAGUUGCGUUUGCACAGCUGAAGGUACUCAAUGCGCUUCUUUGAGGAUUACCGACUGUAAUCAGCUUCUACGUGAAGCUUCUCGAGAGGCGAUUUUACGCGACGACGUAUGUACGGCACAAUGCGGCUUCGUCCUAGCAGCGACGGAAGCUACCUCGAGACUUCAGCAAUUCACUACACCAACCAGCUUUUCCGGUUUCGUGCCACACAGAAACAGCCUAAGAAGCGCACCAACGCCGGUUUCGUUCAACGGUUUCAAGUUACCCGAUCUCUCGCAAUUCAUCGGUUGAACAAGAAAAUGGUCUUCAAAAAGACUUCUCGCAUAACUGGUCGCUUAUUAACUAUCACACGCAAGAGACCACUGUCUUCCUUCAAGAGACUGUACAACGACAGUGACGUUGGUUUUGUAACGAGCUGCGCUCAUCGUUAAUAAUCGAACAAUUUUCUCUGUACAGAAACGCGAAUCAAGAAUUACGCAUGUCGGCUCGUACAUUUCGAUAAAAAUCAUCCGUAAAGAGAGUGAAGAAAUAAUAUAUUAAGAUUCGCAUAUGUAUUAUAUAUACGACUGGAAACGUUUUAAACGAGACACUGUUUCAUUUUGUAAGAAAUAUCUCUUUUUUUUUUUUUUUACUUGUUAUGUUUAGUAAUAUUAUUUUGUAGAUUAUAAGAAGUAUUUAAUUUGCGCGAAAAAUCAUAUACUCAAGUAACAAAAGUGUAAAGAGGUCAGUACACGACGUGCCCUGUAUAAUAAAGCUGUCAUUGGCAGUUGGAGGAAAAAUUGUACAGUGAUCUCGUGGUACGUAAUUGCAGUGUGAAGAUAAAGAAGACUUUAAUAAAUUGUCACGGCACUUAAUGAAAUAGUGACAUUCGUUAGAUAAAAGGAGUACACAAGUGAAUAUCUUAAUGGGCGGAUGAGUGAUAUGUGUAUCAAAGGAGUUGCGCUGGUGUUUGACAUAGCGAAAUUGUUUUUAUACUUGUAUAGUAAUUAUAAUGCGAAAAUAACAAAUGCGAACACAAAAUUUAAUUCUGAAUGUCUUUCUUCUUGUCAUUACACCUCUAUCUAAUUUUGUAGUAUAAUAGUGACAUGUAUAACGUUAAUAAAUGUUAAUGUUUCUUUUUC